AUGCUCUCCUGCCAAAAUGCACCUCCCCGCGGCGGCGGCUCCUCCUUCGGCUUCUCCGUGUUCAACCUGAUGAACGCGAUCAUGGGCAGCGGCGUCCUGGGCUUGUCCUACGCCAUGGCCCACGCGGGGGUCGUGGGCUUCAGUAUCUUGCUGCUGAUUGUUGCCAGCCUUGCUUCUUACUCUGUGUUUCUGCUGCUCAGUAUGUGCAUUCAGACUGCUGUUACUUCUUAUGAAGAUAUUGGCCUCUUUGCAUUUGGUUCACCUGGGAAGGUUCUUGUUGCAACUACAAUAAUUAUCCAGAAUAUUGGAGCUAUGUCAUCCUAUCUUUUAAUUGUGAAGUCUGAACUUCCUGGUGCUGUUGCAGGAUUCCUGAGUGGAGCUGAUGAGAGUGGGUCUUGGUACCUCGAUGGGAGGCUGCUGCUACUGAUUACUUCGGUCUGCAUUGUUUUUCCUCUUGCACUUCUUCCUAAAAUCGGCUUUCUUGGCUACACAAGUAGUUUAUCAUUUUUCUUUAUGGUGUACUUUGCUCUUGUGGCUGUAAUUAAAAAAUGGUCCAUCCCAUGUCCUCUACCUCUAAAUAGUGCAAUAGAGAACUUACAGAUUUCAAAUUCUACUGGGGAGUGCAAAGCAAAGCUCUUUCAUUUCUCAAAAGAGAGUGCUUAUGCAAUACCGACGAUGGCCUUCUCUUUUCUCUGCCAUACCUCAGUCUUACCCAUUUACUGUGAGCUCCAAAGUCCAUCCAAAAGGAGAAUGCAGAAUGUGACUGUCACAGGAAUUGGUUUGAGUUUCCUAAUUUACUUUAUAUCUGCUUUGUUUGGGUACCUGACUUUUUAUGACAAAGUGGACUCCGAAUUACUGCAGGGUUACACCAGGUACCUGCCACAUGAUACUGUGAUCAUGACUGUUAAACUUGCUGUGCUCUUUGCUGUGAUUUUGACAGUCCCUCUAAUCCAUUUCCCAGCAAGGAAAGCUGUGCUGAUGGUGUUUUUUUCUCAUCUUCCUGUGUCGUGGAUGUGCCAUAUUCUUAUUACUUUAACACUGACUACAAUUGUUGUUUUGUUUGCAAUGUAUGUGCCUGACAUCAAACAUGUAUUUGGAGUAGUUGGUUCGACCACAUCAACGUGUUUGCUUUUUGUAUAUCCUGGAGUGUUUUAUCUUAAACUUAACAGAGAGGAUUUAAUAUCACCACAGAAACUUGGGGCAUGUGCAUUGGUUAUUUUUGGCAUUUGUGUUGGUCUUCUCAGUUUAAUUCUAAUAAUUUUCAAUUGGAUUAAUCAAUAAAAGCCUCUGUCUAAACUGGACUUGAGAAAGACAGCAAAACAGAGACUUACCAAAACUGCCGAAGUGAAUG
Molecule: messenger RNA, 1351 nt
Organism: Tinamus guttatus (white-throated tinamou)
Lineage: Eukaryota; Metazoa; Chordata; Aves; Tinamiformes; Tinamidae
Source: RefSeq, a predicted model, not a curated record